AAUACUAAACCGGUAAAUCAAUAAACCGGGGAAUCGAGAAAAAGGUACGUCACUGUAUCUUUCUUCCCCAUAUUAGCCAACAACCUGACAAUAUGACCAAUAGAAAAUCAAAAACAAAAUCUUAGAUUCUCUCUAGCUAUUUCUUCUUUCUCUUCUACAAUGAGUGAGCAGAAUCCGAAUCGGGUACUCGAAUCCGAGACCCGACCCGUUGGAGGCACCGAAUACAGCUGGUGCAGAGCAAUCACCGGCGGCACAGGCAUCGCCGUCAUAGCUCUCUUACUCUCCCGAACCCCAAAACUCGAAAAUCUCCAAAACACCCUCGACAAACUCCAGAUUUACCAUCCUAUCCUCCGCUCAAACAUCCGUUUCGACGCAUCCUCAAACUCCUUCUCCUUCGUAACCUCCGCCGAUUCACGCGUCGAAAUCCAGCCCUUCGAUUCCGCAUCCACGGCUCAGAUCAUCAGAGACAGCGACGAUCCAUGCGCCGAACCGCACAGGAUCAUCCUAGAACACGAGCUGAACAAGAACACGUGGAUCGAUCCACACCGUUGGACCAACGGCGAGGCCGGCGUGUUUUUCGUCAGCAUUUACGAUGUGAGAGACGGCGAGGAGAGGAUACUGACGUUUCGGCUGAACACUGGGGCGUGCGAUCGGACUUCGGCGGUUACGCUUCUGAGGGAGUUUAUGAGAGAGACGGCGACGGCGGCGGCGGGAGACGGAUGCGGUGGCGGUGGAAACGGUCCCGUGGCGGAGACGGCGGGGUUAGGGAAGGCGAUAGAGGAGAUGGUUCCGAGUGGGAAAGGGAAUAAACCGUUCUGGGCGCGUGGAAUCGACGUGCUGGGUUACUCGCUGAACGCAUUUCGGUUCUCGAAUUUGAGUUUCGUGGACGCAGAGGAUUCGAAUCGGAGGUCGCAAGUGGUGAGGAUGAAACUGGAAAGAGAUGAGACUCUCAAACUUGUGGCUGGAUGCAAGGCAAGAGGGAUAAAGCUAUGGGCAGCUAUAGCCGCGUCGGGGCUGAUCUCUGCGUACUCUUCGAAGAAGCUACCGCAAAACCAAGGAGAAAAAUACGCCGUGGUUACUCUUUCUGACUGUCGUUCCAUUCUCGAACCUCCUCUUACUCCUAAUGACUUUGGUUUCUACCACUCAGGGAUCCUUCACACACACGACAUAACCGGAGAGGAAAAGCUUUGGGACUUGGCCAAGAGAUGCUACGACUCUUUCACAUCCGCAAAGAACUCAAACAAGCAGUUCACAGACAUGUCGGAUCUCAAUUUCUUGAUGUGCAAGGCUAUAGAGAACCCUAACCUCACGCCUUCCUCGUCUCUAAGAACCGCUUUCAUCUCCAUAUUUGAAGAUCCCGUGACAGACGAAUAUACAGAACCUGCAUUGGUUUCUGUCGCUGUUCGAGAUUACAUCGGAUGCGCAUCGAUUCAUGGCGUUGGACCAUCCGUUGCGGUUUUCGAUUCGCUUAGGGACGGUAAAUUGGACUGUGCGUUUGUGUAUCCUUCGCCGUUGCAUUCGAGAGAGCAAAUGGAUGGGUUGAUUCAACAUAUGAAAGCUAUUCUUUUGCAAGGAUCAGCUUCUUCCUUUUGAUUUGUUUGUGUUUUGACAAAAAUCCAAACUCUCUCUUGCGUCCAGAGGCAUAGAUAAAUAUUUUAUGAAGAAAAAUAAAUCUA
Molecule: messenger RNA, 1676 nt
Organism: Eutrema salsugineum
Lineage: Eukaryota; Viridiplantae; Streptophyta; Magnoliopsida; Brassicales; Brassicaceae
Exons: 3
Coding region: 160-1593 (477 amino acids)
Source: RefSeq, a predicted model, not a curated record